Gilbertella persicaria is the source of this 1722-nucleotide messenger RNA. Its product is annotated as Na+ dependent nucleoside transporter C-terminus-domain-containing protein. Lineage: Eukaryota; Fungi; Mucoromycota; Mucoromycetes; Mucorales; Choanephoraceae. Bases 1 to 1722 code for a protein of 573 amino acids. The transcript has 2 exons. The record is from RefSeq and is a predicted model, not a curated record. Gene Ontology annotation, biological process: nucleoside transmembrane transport. Gene Ontology annotation, cellular component: membrane. Gene Ontology annotation, molecular function: symporter activity; nucleoside transmembrane transporter activity.
AUGGUGUAUCGCACGCAAUCUAAUUUGACAGAAACCUUAGAGUCUCAUUCUGAUGUCAAGGGACAAAACGAAAAAGCUACUUCAACUGCUAUUGAUAUGCCUUCCACUAUUAGUGAACAAGGCUCUAGCACAAUUGAUGAAGAAGAAAUAAUCAAAAAAGAUACCUGGCUAAGUCUAUUUUACAAGAGACACAGACCUUGGUUUCAUGCUGCUUACUUUCUCAUUGCUACUGGAUUCUUGGCAGCAGCUUAUGCUCUUCAAGUACCUAAAGGCUAUAAUCAAGAAAACCUAAUUCUUGGUCUGAUCUAUGCUUUUCUUGCACUCAAACUUGCUACUAAAUAUAUACCUACUUCUUUUAUAAGUACAUCAUGGCUAUACUGCGUUGAAAAAGUAUCUCAGCCUCUCAAACGUGCUCCUGAACGCAUCCGAACUAUUGCCUAUGGUUUCUUUGUCUUGGCUGUGGUGGUGGUUACUGUCUUUUCUUUGCCCGAAAAACCUGAAUCCAUGCGUGUUCAACGCGUUGUUGCACUGUUUGGUAUGCUCGUUUUUUUCGCCUGUCUCUACAUUACGUCCAAUAACCGCAAACUUAUCAAUUGGAACACUGUACUUACUGGUAUCUUGAUGCAAUUCAUUUUGGCCUUGUUUGUCUUUCGUUGUACCGUGGGUCAUGAUAUCUUUCAAUGGGCUUCUACAUUUGCUCAAGGUUACCUUGAAAAAGCCACUAAUGGUACUUCCUUUGUCUUUGGUACUGCUACUGCUGAAUCAGGCGUGUUUGCUGUCACUGUGUUUCCUUCUCUUAUCUUCUUUGCUGCUACCGUACAAGUCUUGUAUUAUUUUGGUGCACUCCAAUGGCUUUUGAAGAAAUGUGCAGUAUUUUUCAUGUCCUUGCUUCAAGUAUCUGGUGCUGAAUCUAUUGUCGCUGUUGCUUCUCCCUUUUUGGGUCAAGGUGAAAACGCCUUGUUGAUCAAGCCUUUCUUGCCUUAUUUGACCAACUCUGAAAUGCAUCAAGUCAUGGCUUCUGGUUUUGCUACUAUUUCCGGUUCUGUCUUGUAUGGUUAUAUUGCCAUGGGCGUAUCAGGUCAAGCACUUUUAACUUCCUGUAUUAUGUCUAUUCCCUGUUCAUUGGCUGUUUCCAAAAUGCGCAUGCCUGAAGAUGAUGUACCUAUCACUGCUCAAGAAGUACGCGUGCCUCCAAGUGACGAAAAGCCAGCCAAUGUGCUCCAUGCUGCAGGUUCUGGUGCUGCCACUGGUAUGAACAUUGCUUUGUUAAUGUGUGCCAAUUUGAUCUCCUUAUUGGCUCUUUUGUAUGCUGUUAAUGCAGGUUUGACCUGGCUUGGUAAUUUCUUGACGAUCGAAAACCUGACUAUCCAAUUGAUUACGGGUUAUAUCUUUGUACCUGUUGCAUGGUUAAUUGGUGUUGAUAGCAAGGAUGUUGUUAUUGUAGGUCAACUGCUUGCCACUAAGAUCUGGGCCAAUGAAUUUGUUGCCUAUCAAAGUCUUUCUACGGAUUACAAGGAUGUUCUUUCUGAUCGUUCUCAUUUGAUUACGACAUAUGCACUUUGUGGCUUUGCCAAUUUAGGAAGUAUUGGUAUGCAAAUCGGUGUCUUGAGUACGAUGGCACCUAAACGUAAUGCUGAUAUUGCUCGGUUAGCUAUUUCUGCCAUGAUAUGUGGUGCUUUUAGUACAUGGAUCUCAGCUGCUAUUGCUGGUAUGCUUAUUUAA